This is a messenger RNA of Closterium sp. Naga37s-1, 1635 nucleotides long. The record is from the annotation of a GenBank genome assembly. NCBI's taxonomy places the organism in Eukaryota, Viridiplantae, Streptophyta, Zygnematophyceae, Desmidiales, Closteriaceae.
AUGGCGGCUGGAACCCCAGCAGCAAGGACUACUGGGCGUAUUCGCCUUUCUUCCUCCCUCCGCUCUCUCCCCGCCUCGCCCUCCCCGCCCUUACACGCCCCUUCCUCCUUCCCCAUCUCCCACUCCCCCCAGUCUGUCAUCUGGUCGGUGGUCUACGCGCCGCUGCUCUGGCUCAUCCUGGGCCUCGGGAUCCUCGCCUUCUCGCUCCUCACCUGUUCCCUCCUCCCCCUCCCCCUCUUCCCCUCCCCCGCUUCCCCUCCCCCGCUCCCCCUCUCCCGCUCCCCUCCCCCCCCUCCCCAGUCUGUCAUAUGGUCGGUGGUCUACGCGCCGCUGCUCGGGCUGCUUUGGGUCAUCUUGGGCCUCGGGAUUCUGCGGAUUCUCGCUGCUCACCUGGUGGGCUUCUCUGUGAUGGUGGCGGGGGGAGCGCAGCUAAAGAACCGCGUGGACAAUGUGACGCACUACCUGACGGAGCAGGUUGACUUCACGGCCAGUGUGGUCUUCAACCUCACUAAGAUUGUGGAAACGAGCUCGACUAUCACCGUUGCCAACGCCGUCAUUCCGGCUGACAAGAAGGCGGACAUUGAGAACAAGGCGAGGCAGGCAAACGAGACAGCCACGGAGCUGCAGGCCAAGACAGCGGAUGGUAUCGACAUCAUCAACAGCAGCCUGCGACUCCUAACCAUUACAUUCUAUGUCAUCGGCUGCAUCAUCACAGCCCUUUGCCUCUUUGCCUUACUGUUUUCACUACUCAAAUGGGUCGUAGCAUCGAACAUCAUCAUCACUAUAAUCUGGGUGGUUGUCUUCUUCACUUGGUGCACCACAGCUGCUCUUAUCAUCGCAUACCUGGUGAAUGGCGACACAAGCGUUGCACUGGAGCAGGUGCAGCAGUCCCCCACCAUGAGCAGCGCCAUGGACAAAUACCUGCACUGCAUCCCCAGCGAGAAGCUCUUGAACGCGACGCGCUACGCUCGCUACACCGCUGCCACCGUGCUCACCACUGCCAACAGCUCGGUGGCUGCUAAUGCGCCGAGGGCGCUUACCUACCUAAAUGCUCCGGGCGGCAUCUGUGUGCCGUACGGCCUGCCGCCCAAUUUCACGCGCGACAGCAGCUACUGCGGUAACGGCACCAUCAGCUUCCAGCAAUUUGUGAAUGGGCUUUCCUCGACGGCCAACAGCUCUGCUUUGGUGCCAGACGUGGUGAAAAACGACCUCACAGCCACCGCAACAACGCUCGCCCUGCUCGAAUCCACCAUCCCCAACGUGCUUACACUGGUCGACUGCUCCUAUGUCGCCAACAUUGCUGCGUUUGCAAUAGCCGAGGCGCAGGGGAUGAUUACCAAUUUCCAGAUGCUCUGGAUCGGCUUCCUGGUCAUCACCAUCGCCUGCAUGAUGCAGGCCCUCUCUAUGCCUAUCUACGUCUUCCGAGCCGUCAGGCUCGGCGACAGGCUCAACGACGCCGAAGCUGAGGGGCUGUACAAGGCCUCAGCUGUUCCAGUCGCAUACCCAGCAGGAGGGGAGACCGAGGCUCACACAUACGGCAACAAUCCUAGCUUUGUGGAAGGCUCGGGCAACUCGUAUGUAGGCUCGGAGCAACCUCAUAGCAGCAGCUCGUAUGCCGGUGAAAGCUACAAGUAA